Molecule: messenger RNA, 6225 nt
Organism: Drosophila melanogaster (fruit fly)
Lineage: Eukaryota; Metazoa; Arthropoda; Insecta; Diptera; Drosophilidae
Gene: Fur1
Product: furin 1
Exons: 11
Coding region: 738-3416 (892 amino acids)
Biological process (GO): glutamate receptor clustering; proteolysis; postsynaptic membrane organization
Cellular component (GO): plasma membrane; Golgi membrane
Molecular function (GO): serine-type endopeptidase activity; serine-type peptidase activity
Source: RefSeq, marked reviewed
GCAGUUUCGUUCCAAAUUCCGAAGCGAGAGUUUGUCGUGGGAAGUUGUUGCGCGCGCCCUGUUCGCAUUUAUGUGUUUUUAUCGUGAUUCCGUCAACCGAAAUCAUAUGUUUUUAGCCAGGAGAGAGACGAUUGCCAAAACAGCAGCAAAACGGGCGGAGUUCUGCGGUGGAAAAUCGAAAAUUAGCAAGCGCACGGAACACACUGUGAUUGGAGCGAAUUAAAUGUGAAUCAAAAUAUGGUUAGCCAUUCGAAAAGCGUGUAAUAAAAUCGUGAAGAAAAACCAGAAAACAAAUUUGUUAUCGCUCUCUGUCUCUUUCUCUCUCCCAUUCUCGCUGCGAUUUGCUCUCCGUGUGUUUAUGUCUCAGCUGUCCAAGUGUGUGUGCGGGUGUGUGUGACGUAUGUGCGUGCAAGUGUUUGUGAUUUUAUGUUGUUGUCUUGCCUGCUUUCGCGUGAAAUUCAACAACAACAACAACAGCAGCGGCAGCAACAACAAGCAAAGCAACAGCCAACAACAAAUUUAAAUUGAGAUUUUCCAUAUUAUCAAAAGUUACAGGCGCCUAUUUUGCAGUUAUCAGUCUGAAGUCGGUGUGAAGUGCUAUCCUGGACUUUUCGUUUUAGUCACCCCUUGGCCUCAUCUAACAUCCACUUAAUUGAAAUAGAACAUUUGCAUCUCAGCCUCACAACCAAUAUCCCGAGCAACGUGCACAAAAACUAUUGGAAAUAUCCUAACCCACAAUGAAAAACGACGUCGUGCGAUGGAGCAGGCAGCCAACUAGCAACACCACUAACAGCAGCAGCAGCAGUAGAAGCGAUAGCAACAGCACUCAUAAGCACAGAAGCAAAAGCAACAAAUUAAAUGCUCGACAAUUAGGGUCAAAUGCUGCCAGAAGUUGUCAGCAAAGAUCCUCUGUGGCAACAACACUAGAAGAUGAACAACAAACAAUCAUUGAAUGUGAUAUAGGAAAUUUCAAUUUCGAUUGCAAUUUAUUCAAAACUAGUUUUUUAACGCAACACAAACAGAAACGUAGUGGCAAGAGCAGCAGCAAAAGUAAGAGCAACAGAAGUAGACCCCUAGCGAAAACGAAAGCGGUGUUUCUAUUAGCUCUGCAAUUUAGUGCCGUAGUUUUUUUAUGUAAUAUUAAUGUCGGUUUCGUGGCCGGAAGUGUGGCAACUGCGGCAUCAUCGGCAGGCGGCUCAUCGCCGGCAGCUCCAUCAUCUGCGCCCUCAUCCCCGCCCACAGUUGCUGUACCACCGCCGCCGCCACCUUCGUCGGCACUCAAAGUGGAUCCAAAUGGUCAGUCACCAGUGCUGCCGCCCUACGUUCUCGAUUAUGAGACGGGGGGCAAGGCCAAGCUAACGCCAAACAAUGGCAAGUUCGGCCAAUCGGGCAGUUCCGGGAGCAAUAACAACCACAUCGUCGGACACUAUACCCACACCUGGGCGGUGCACAUACCAAACGGCGAUAAUGGCAUGGCCGAUGCGGUUGCCAAGGAUCACGGAUUCGUCAAUUUGGGCAAGAUCUUCGAUGAUCACUACCACUUCGCACAUCACAAGGUCUCGAAGCGGUCGCUCUCCCCCGCCACGCAUCACCAGACUCGCCUGGAUGACGACGAUCGCGUCCACUGGGCGAAGCAGCAGCGGGCCAAGUCGCGAUCCAAACGGGACUUUAUCCGCAUGCGACCCUCAAGGACCUCCUCGCGAGCCAUGUCGAUGGUGGACGCCAUGUCCUUUAACGACUCCAAGUGGCCGCAGAUGUGGUAUCUGAAUCGUGGUGGUGGCCUGGACAUGAAUGUGAUACCCGCCUGGAAGAUGGGCAUAACCGGCAAGGGCGUGGUGGUGACAAUUCUGGAUGAUGGCCUGGAAUCCGAUCAUCCGGACAUACAGGAUAACUACGAUCCCAAAGCCUCGUACGAUGUGAAUAGCCACGACGACGAUCCGAUGCCGCAUUACGAUAUGACGGACUCGAACCGCCAUGGAACUCGCUGUGCCGGCGAGGUGGCAGCCACCGCCAACAAUUCGUUCUGCGCGGUGGGUAUUGCCUACGGCGCCAGUGUGGGCGGAGUCAGGAUGCUGGACGGAGACGUCACGGAUGCGGUUGAGGCACGGUCGCUGUCGCUGAAUCCGCAGCACAUUGACAUAUACAGUGCCUCCUGGGGACCCGAUGACGAUGGCAAGACGGUGGACGGACCCGGCGAACUGGCAUCGCGCGCCUUUAUCGAGGGCACAACUAAGGGUCGCGGCGGCAAGGGCAGCAUCUUCAUAUGGGCAUCGGGCAAUGGUGGGCGGGAGCAGGAUAACUGCAACUGCGACGGCUACACGAACUCCAUCUGGACGCUGUCCAUCUCCAGUGCCACGGAGGAGGGCCAUGUGCCCUGGUACUCGGAGAAGUGCAGCUCCACGCUGGCCACCACCUACAGCAGCGGCGGGCAGGGCGAGAAGCAGGUGGUCACCACGGACCUGCACCACUCGUGCACUGUCUCCCACACGGGCACCUCGGCGUCGGCCCCGCUCGCCGCUGGCAUAGCCGCCCUGGUGCUGCAGUCCAACCAGAAUCUCACCUGGCGCGAUCUGCAGCACAUUGUUGUGCGCACCGCCAAGCCGGCGAACCUUAAGGACCCCAGCUGGUCACGCAAUGGGGUGGGGCGGCGGGUGAGCCACUCCUUUGGCUACGGAUUGAUGGACGCCGCCGAGAUGGUGCGCGUGGCCCGCAACUGGAAGGCGGUGCCGGAGCAGCAGCGGUGCGAGAUUAACGCUCCCCAUGUCGACAAGGUCAUUCCACCUCGUACCCAUAUCACCCUGCAACUGACGGUUAAUCACUGUCGAUCGGUCAAUUACCUGGAGCACGUCCAGGCCAAGAUUACGCUAACGUCGCAGAGACGAGGAGACAUUCAGCUCUUUUUGAGGUCUCCCGCAAACACCAGUGUCACGCUCCUAACGCCUAGGAUACAUGACAACUCUCGUUCCGGAUUCAAUCAAUGGCCCUUCAUGUCUGUGCACACCUGGGGAGAGUCGCCGCAAGGAAACUGGCAGCUGGAGAUCCACAACGAGGGUCGCUAUAUGGCACAAAUCACACAAUGGGAUAUGAUAUUCUACGGCACCGAAACGCCCGCCCAACCCGAUGACGUGGCCAAUCCCAGCCAGUCGAACCAGUUCAAUCUGUACGGCAACGAUAUGGCCCACAAUGACGUCGAGUACGAUUCCACCGGCCAGUGGAGGAAUAUGCAGCAGGUGGGCGAGGUGGGCAUGACCCGAGAUCACAGCAACACCGCCGCGUGCCUUAAGUGGAGCGAUCGCAAGUGCUUAGGUUUGUCCUUACUCUUUUUUAUGAUCAUGCAAGUCUUCUUUCUAAACUUUAAACAUGCCAACGACAACAACAACAAGAACAAAAACAACAUUAUCAAAUGCAUUAGAUAAUUUAGUAACAAAUGACGGUAAAAAAAAAGAAAAGAAAAUCGGCAACAGCAAAGAAACAAAAUUGAACUGUGUAAAGAACGAAAAACCGAAAUGAGAUGAAAAGCGAACAAAGAAUUUCCAUUUAAAAAAUUUGAUGGCAACAUUGCGAGAAAAAAUACAAGUAAAAAUAAACAAAAAUACAAGUAACUUAGAUUAGGCGAGCUGAUGAGAAGGAAUCACUACAAGUCCAAAAAAAUAUACAUACUAAAAAUUUUGUAGUUAAAUUUAAAUGUAAGCCUAGUUGUACACAACGACACAAGCAACACACACACACACUCACACAAACAAACACACGCACACGUAUUAGGGGGCGUGGCAGGGCAAAAAAACAAAGGUUGUUCUCCAUUGGAUAUCCUUUACUUUUUGUUUGUCGAGAAAUGGGACGCACAAAGCAAACUUUUGUAUUAUUUUAGUCGAAAUGCAAUUUAACGCAGCUAUAUACAAACGCAUCCUAAAUAUAUUAUACACAUUAUAUUUAAGAGUUUAGUUGAAAUUUAUUUGUACGAUUCGUUUUUAUUGUUUUCGUUUAGUCUGUUUGUGUUUGUUUUAAGCCUGUUUAGUUUGAUUUGUUUUUCCCAUGUUUUUUCCAAAUGCCUGCUUCCCGUGUACACAGGAAAAAAAGUAAGAUCACUUUUGAUCAAUCAAACUUCUUAAUGUCAAAUCAAAUUGUUCAUGUCAUUCUAAUCCUUUUACUUAUACAAAUUUACAUUGUUUUGUUAUAAUUAUUAAUAGCAGGUUUUAAUCUUAAUCUAUCGAAUUGAUCUUGAAAAUUUGCAUACAUUUUCCUGUGUAACAUUCUGUAUGUAUAUGUGUGUACAUGUAAACUAAAUGCAUUAUUUCAGAUAUUGCCAAGCCAGCCAAGUAGUCGCGCCACAGUUUGAAAGGCACUGUACGCAAGCUUAAGCUUUUUAAUUGUAUUUUUUGCCUAUAAUUUGAGUUCCCUUCUUGACUUUUGAUUUGAUUUUGUAUAAGAAAUAUUGUUUAAUGCCAUGCAGCCAAACGAAAGGAAUGUUCAACAGACACAAAAACCACUGCAGUUUAGAGUUCAUAGUAAAAGACUGUUUCUUAAAAUUAAAACCAAAUCUUGGACAGCGGUAAAUGAUUAAAAUGGGUCGAUGGAGUGAAAGGAUGCGAAAAAUGAAAACCAAAUCUAAGUAAUUAAUGGAAAUAUUUCUAGAGUUAAGGCGCUAAGCAAAGCAAACCACUUUUGUAUCAAAAAUAAACGAAAACAAAACGAGAAAUGGUCAUGAACAUAAACGUGAACCAAGUAAAAAAUAUCCUAAGGUGUAGGGGUGAAGCAUAGCGUAAUAAUUGAAAAGUAGGCAGCAACCACUAAACAAUUAAAUCGUAUUUAUAAUAAACAAUUUAUAAAAAGUUCCUGCAGUUUUCAACAAAGUUUCAACAUAAAUCUAAAGCGCGAAACACACAUAAUUAUUACAAAUUAACACUGAAUUGCCGGUUUAUUUUUGUCCACAAUGCAAAGAAACACAUACAAAACAUAUCUUUGUUACAAAUUUGUUGCUUACUUAAAUCAUUAUUAUUAAACACAAAUCAAAAGCAAAUUGAGUGCAAUAAUUAUUAUUAAAUCUUUAAAUCUGUAUUAAGCAGCAGUUAGAACUUAAAAGGGUUUUCGUUUCUUAUCAAACCGACAAACAAAAACAUAUCAUUUAAUAUUUGUUUAAUUUCGGAACUAAGUACAAACUAUUAGUUUACUUAACAAAUUCUAUACAAAAUUACUUAUCUCCUUUGUGAUUUAUAUUUCUAUUUUAUUGGUUUUUGACUUAGAGAAAUGUUCCCGACAUCUAUGCAUUUUCGUUGUAUGAAUAAUCAUAUCGUAACUGCACAAUAAACAAUACAAAUAUAAAUGUUAAUUUAAUAAACAAGUUAAUAGCGAUGUAACGAACAAGAGGUGGAGUAUCUUUUUGUUGUUGUUGUAAUUAGCAAACGCACACACACACACACAUAUUUAGCCAGAGCAUAAGAUUUAAACAAACUAAAGCUAGCAUUUCUCUAUCUGCAUUGACAAGCAAUCGAAAAUAGUUGAAUUAACCCACAAAUUCCUCAGUAUACACGUAUAAUAUGCUAUCCGCACUAGCAGCGAACCGAAAAGCCGAAAAUAUUAACCAAGCCAAUAUACACAACACAAAAACUUACAAGUAUUUGCCGAAAACUUCGUCAAGUGCCCCACAUAAAUUAUGUUGAACAAAUUUCCAAGUGAGUUUGGUUAGGAACACAACAAAAUUCUGCUCAGUUUCCAAGUAUUCUGUUGUUCUUAAACGCACACGCAGUUUUGGUACUUAUUUAACUUCGAGAGCCAGAAUACACAGGAAACUAAACUCUGAAGCAUAUUUACUCUAACAACUAAUUAGAGAGAAAGCCAAAUUAAUAUAUAAGCUUAUACUGAACAACAAAAAUUUGAAAAGAUAAAAAAGCGAACAAAAACAAAAGAAAAACGAAAAAAAAGUAAACAAAAACUGGUACUAGGGCAUGGGGUAGAAACUAGAAUUAAAACGUAUUAACUUUAAAGCCACGAAAUUGUAAAAUACCAUUGGAACAAAAACCGUAUAUUAAUGCUUGCAAUUAGUGAGAGGAAACGAAAUAAAAUUAAACUUUUUUAAAUGUAAAGAAAGCGAAACUGAAAUUAAACACUUAAAUUUAGUGACACAAAUUGAGAAUGACGCAAUUCGAAACUCAAUACAAUUUUUUAUGUAUGUUUGUGUAUAUAUCUAUCUAUAUAAUAUCUAUAUGAGUAAUAAAUAAAUGCAUUGAC